Molecule: messenger RNA, 992 nt
Organism: Drosophila hydei
Lineage: Eukaryota; Metazoa; Arthropoda; Insecta; Diptera; Drosophilidae
Exons: 1
Coding region: 170-751 (193 amino acids)
Source: RefSeq, a predicted model, not a curated record
CCCCCGAUUUUGUCUAAUUCGGUAUUUUUUCAAGUACAUGUAAACGGUCGCACCCAAUAACAUAAGCAGAUCUUAUUCGGCGGGAAAUGGGAGCAAAGGAAGCGUUGCAAUAUAUGGACUUAAACGUGUUUAAACACACAUAAUAGAAAGCUGAUAUUAUAACAUAAGGAUGCCGUCAACACCAAAUGAAACAUCGCCAACCAGUCGUAAACGUUACUGCGGCCUGGGCAAUCAUGUUCUACGUCCGCCACACAAAACGAUUACCAACGAAAAACUCCUUAGUUUCGCCAAACAUAUAAAUCCUGAAUUACGUAGGACGACGCUCAUUUGUGGCAGCUGCCUUGAGACAUUGCUAAAGAUCUACCGAGUCAAGGUGCAGCACGCAGUACAAUUACGAAAGGACAAAAAUAAUAACUCAGGAAAAACGAGUUCCAUAUCAGAUGUAAGCACUAGUCAACAACAAACGGAGAGCUCCACUGCCGUAUCGGCAUACUCAUCCACAUCCGUAAGUCCAACCACAAUAUCAACAAGCAACGAAGAGACCUCCUCCAACACCAGCACCAACACGAAGCGUAAACGUGUGCAGCACCCGCCUUCAAACAGCGACGACGAUGAUGAACCCAUGCUAAGUCUGAAUGCUGUGAAUGGAACUCGGCUCCCAAACAUACAGCCCGUACCGAAGCGUCGUCAAUUCGUCCACUUAAAUAAAGAAGUGAUGGACAUUUAUUUGAGUGGCACAACAGGCGGGUAACAGAGACUUAGUAUAGGUUUCCCAUCAACGCUUCUAUUACACCCACUUUCAAGACUAACUUUAGGAAAUAACGUGAUAGAAAUAAUCGCAUUAGCUUACGCAUUUGCAUGUUAAUUAUAUUUUGUAAUUUAUUGAUUUAUCGUAAAGUUAAGUGCAAUAAAAAGCACACUUAAAACGGUUAAUCAUUAUCGUUUGCCUAGUUACCACCAUAUAAGAAGCCAUUUAGUUUACAUUGAUCAAG